Molecule: messenger RNA, 213 nt
Organism: Miscanthus lutarioriparius
Lineage: Eukaryota; Viridiplantae; Streptophyta; Magnoliopsida; Poales; Poaceae
Source: the annotation of a GenBank genome assembly
AUGGCUGCGCAUGCUCGCAGCACAGCUCUCCGCCACCUCUUGCUCCUGACGACGCUGAUCAUCAUGGCCAUGGCCGGCACCACGUCGGCGCAGCUGUCGACGGGCUUCUACUCCACCUCGUGCCCGGGCCUGUACAGCGCCGUGAAGCCGGUGGUCCGGUCCGCCAUCGCCAACGAGAAGCGCGUGGGCGCCUCCAUCGUGCGCACACCAUAG